AAAAGCACUAGGGAUAAAAUUACAUGUUGUUCUGUGAUUAACGGCACUGUUACUAAUUAAAUUUGCGUUGUUCACAGUCUCUGUCAAAGUCAUUGCCGCUGGGUAAUUUUAAGAAAGUAAAGUCUACUUGUUUUCAAAUGUUGGCGUACUGAAGAACAGUUGUAUUUGUUAUUGGCGUGAAAAGUGGUGUUCUGGACUGUCUGCACUCUGCAGUGUUUAGCUAAGUGAGGUUAGAGUGGGGAGUUUGUAUUGGUAUCUCGUUUGAAGUGUUUAGUAUCAGCAAUGAAGACUUUGUUUUUUUAUUCCGUACACCUUUUGAUGUUUUGUGCGUGUACUUGUAUUUUUGGCAUACCCCAACCCCAUCAGCAUCCUGAUGGUUUAAAUAAUGUUGAGAACAUAUUUAAAAAAUGCCAGAAAGUGUAUGAUGACAUAACAAAAAACAGUUUUUUGGAGCAAGACACCCUAUUGUGUUUCGGUCUGAAAAUGUUUUCUCAGCAGUUCCCUGGCGGGGUACCGGAAAGUGAAGUCUUUGAAGAAGUCCAAAAGCAAUCCGAUACAAAUGUUUGCGAACAUUUUCAAGAAAUGAUGCUGAAUUCCCCGCCGGGAAAUAUGAAUAAUAGUGUAGUAAUAUACAAUCAGCAAUUUCGCGAUAAGAACACGUGUGAACGAGCUUGUCUGGAUUUUAUGGAGCAUGUUAAUCCUAUCUGCAGUAUUUUAUUAGCGUUAAGUCGUCAUUCCAAAGAAAAUCGUAUUGGAAGUGGUGCUCAAACGCCUUCAACUACACUACCUGGUCAAAAAGCAGAUAACGAUGAUGGUGGAGUCUCUGAGCAGUCAAGAAAUUUUAUGGGACAAGUUUCCAAUAGAAUUCCUGAUGAACAGAAACCGAAAGCCAGUGGUAAAGGUGUUGUAACUGAUGAAGAAAAGGCACAGGCAUCUAAAGAACAAAAAUCACAUGGAGAUGAUAAAUCUCCAGUACAAAUGACACAAAUUAACCACCAGGAACAAACGUCUCAGAGAACAAAAUUGACGUCAGCAGUUGAUGGACUGACACAACAGGUAAAUAUAACAGGACCGAGCUCAGUUAAAGAGAAGCCAAAGGUGACUAGUGGACAAAGGAUGCCAGUUGCAGUUGGAGGGAAGGAUGAACCUUCUUCAAGUGGAACACAGGAGAGGAAUGAUUUUACCACUACAAACUUUAAUACUGUCAGUAACACAAUGAAGAAAACUGAAAUCCCAAAGAAGGAAUCAAAUGAAUCUAGAGAAUUUGUAACUGAAAAUGAAAACCAGGGAAAAUCGGACACACUAUCUGGGGAAAAGAAACCACAGCAUUCUUCAGUUGCAUUGCCCGACAGUUCUGGUGAUAAUAAAAAUGACCAGGUUACUGCAACAGGGCCUAACUUGCAAGGAAAGAUCAGUACCAUUGGAGAUAGAUUAACAUCCAAUAAAGUAGAUACAGGCUAUCAGAAAGGGGCAAGUAUUUCCCAGGUGCCAAAUGCCGAGGAAGACAAAGGUGUUGUUAAUGGCCAAAAGUCACAAGCUGAGCAUAAAGAAACAGAAAGUCCCCCACAGGAGGAAGCAGACAUACAAAUUAGUAGCAUAACUGAAGUAAUGCCAAAGAGCAAUAUUGAUGAGCAAACAACAAGUCAGAAUAAUGGAAAAGCAUAUACAAAUGAAAAUUCUCAAACUGCACAACAGUCGGGCAGAGAUGGUACACAGAAGGCAGUCAGUGAGGAAAUGCAGUUCACAGAGAAUACAGGAGCUGGUGUACAAGAACAAGACAUGCACAAUCCAGAAGAUGGUGAGUCAAAUGACAACACAGGGUACCCUAGUGGUGGAGGAACAGGUUUAGAUUAUGGCACACCUGAUUCUGAUGCCUUUGAUGUAGAUAAAAAUAAUAUGGGUGCUGGAACAGCAGUGAUUCGUGGGAAAUAUGAUGAUGAUUCCCAUUUCUUUGCUUACUUCAUGACAACAAUGGUAUUCUGCAUUGUAGGGUACUUAUUGUUCCACAAUAAACAGAAGAUAUUGGCUCUUGCACUGGAAGGACGUUCCAGGCGUGGCAGGAGACGACCUAAUACGUCAGGAUAUCGAAAACUGGACAGCAACUUGGAAGAAGCUAUCUCAUCGUCAAAGAGUGCCUCAGUGACGCAAGUUAUAUAUUGAAUGUUCCUGCCCAUUUUAUUUGUAAUUAUGUUGCUGUGAAAGAACAGGCAAGCAACCGAAGAUGACAGUGCAGUUCUGUGAUCUUAUGAAUAAGAGGAACUUCUAGAAUCCUAAAAGGAAAUAUUACAGUGAUCCUUAAAGGCAUUGUUGGACUUGAGCUCUGUGUGUGUGUGUGUGUGUGUGUGUGUGUGUGUGUGUGUGUGUGUGUGUGUGUGUGUGUGUGUGUGUGUGUGUGAAAACUGUUUUCUACAUGAAAGUUUUUUAACUGACCCAGUAAUAAAGGUGGUGGAGUGCGGCAAGGGAUAUUUUGACAGCUACUGAAACAUGGAAUUUUGUUGCAAAUUGUGUAUGUCACCCUCUCAAGGCUAAACAAAUAAAUUUGAAUAAUUGAAUGUUUGUUAAAUUGUGUUGUCAGUGUGUGUGUGUGUGUGUGUGUGUGUGUGUGUGUGUGUGUAUUUUCUGUAGAGACAAGAAGAGCAUUUGACACUAAGUAAAGAUAUAUCUCAAGUAUUUUCACUAAAUUUGUUAUUUUUACUCUUAUUGCCACAGUCUACUUUAAUAGCAUGAAACUUUGUUUUUUAAGUAGAGUCAGUGUAAUGGCAGUUGCAACAAAGACUCAAGUUGGUUUUGUAUAGUAAAUACUGAACACAGAUCUGUAAAAACUAUAGAGUGGAUCAUUGUGAAACAUAGUUUUUUUGUUUAAAAAUAUGGGUUAUUCCUAUUUAAAUUUCCUGAACAGACAAAUAACUAUAUUUUGCACCAGUCAUAAAAAUGUUCAUUGUAACUUCUUGCUUUAUGUAUCAGUUGAAGAAAUACAAAAACUUUGGAAAACUGUCCACUGUGGCUGAUUACAUGCAUUACAGUGAUCUGCAGUAGUUUUUAUUAGUACAGAUUAAAAAAUCAAAAUACACACAACAAGAAAAAGAAAUAUGGAUUCUGGUUCUUUUCUAUGCAUUUAUUUUGUUCUUGAAGUAAUAACAAGCUCUGUUACUUUCUUUCUUCA
Schistocerca gregaria is the source of this 3163-nucleotide messenger RNA. RefSeq names its product trans-Golgi network integral membrane protein TGN38-like. The transcript is spliced from 4 exons. The coding region runs from base 283 to 2160 and encodes 625 amino acids. Lineage: Eukaryota; Metazoa; Arthropoda; Insecta; Orthoptera; Acrididae. The record is from RefSeq and is a predicted model, not a curated record.